Pyricularia grisea is the source of this 1239-nucleotide messenger RNA. RefSeq lists its product as uncharacterized. The transcript is spliced from 3 exons. Gene Ontology annotation, molecular function: dioxygenase activity. The record is from RefSeq and is a predicted model, not a curated record. Lineage: Eukaryota; Fungi; Ascomycota; Sordariomycetes; Magnaporthales; Pyriculariaceae. The coding region runs from base 1 to 1134 and encodes 377 amino acids.
AUGAUUUUCGCAGCUGUUCAUAUAACAGGUCUCAGACAGCGAUUCCAUAACAUACACUCACCGCAAAACUCAGUAGCUAUCAUCAUGGCAACUGCCGCCAAAAUUCCCGUCAUAGACCUGGCGUCCAAAGACGAGGCGCAGGUUGCAAAGGACCUGGUUGAUGCGGCUGUUGAGCAUGGCUUUGUGUAUAUCAAGAGCCAAGGUAACGACAUCCCAGUGGAUGCGAUAGAUGGUGCCUUUGAACUGGCAAGGAAAUUGUUUGCAUCACCAAUGGAGGAAAAGACAUCCUGCCCCAUCCAAACAGACAACCGUGGAUACUCAGGCAUGCAUGUUGAAACGUUGGAUCCUGCAAACCAAAGGGUUGGCGAUUUCAAAGAAGCUUUUAACUUUGGCGAGUGCAAAGACGGCAAGCCUCAGCAACCACUCCCGCCAUCCCUCAUCCCGCACGCCGAUCAGAUCGGCGCCUUCUUUGACCACUGCUACCGGCUGUCUCUGAAACUCAACACGCUCCUCGGCAUCGGUCUGGCCACCGACCCACCAAGCUUCUUCCACGACGCCCACCUCCGCGAACGCGGACCCUCGGGAACCACCCUGCGCAUGCUGCACUACCCACCGCUCGGCGAAUCCGCGGGCGCCACGGCCAAUGACGUGCGGGCCGGCGCGCACUCGGACUACGGCAGCCUGACGCUGCUCUUCCGCCUACGCGGCCAGGCCGGGCUGGAGAUCCUGACGUCCGAGGGACGCUGGGCGCCCGUGCCCGUCACGCCGCCCGGGACCGAGAAUGACCCUUCCCCGCCGAUCCUGGUCAACAUUGGCGACCUCCUCAGCUACUGGACGGCGGGCCUGCUGCGGUCCACGGUGCACCGCGUCGUUUUCCCGGUCGCGGGCGGGACCGAGGGUGAGACGGCUGUCGAUCCGAGGUACAGCAUGGCAUUCUUCUGCCACCCGGUCGGCAGCGCAGCACUGGAGCCGGUGCCGAGCGAGAGGGUGCGGGCCGAAGGGCUGAAGGCUGCAGCUAGAGAGGGGAAUCCGCAUGCGCUGAAGAAGGAUGAGAUCCUGACCGCCAACGAGCAUCUGCAGAUGAGGUUGCGGGCGAGCUAUGCCGGUCUGUAUGUUGAUGAGGGUAAGGAAUGAUGCUAUUGAUCCGGUUGACGAUAUACGUCUUAGAAGGCUGUCGGUGUGUUGGCGAUGUAUUGUUAUUUGCAAGCAGCAAACCUUGCAUACUAUACUACCUACGCG